Juglans regia (Persian walnut) is the source of this 949-nucleotide messenger RNA. RefSeq lists its product as uncharacterized. The record is from RefSeq and is a predicted model, not a curated record. NCBI's taxonomy places the organism in Eukaryota, Viridiplantae, Streptophyta, Magnoliopsida, Fagales, Juglandaceae. The transcript is spliced from 4 exons. The coding region runs from base 89 to 628 and encodes 179 amino acids.
ACUAUGAAACGAGGCCUCAGUUGUACAAACUUGGUGGGUCGGGUCGUCCAAGAGUGGACAAACGAGAGCAUCGGCUCCGAACGGACCCAUGAAUCUGUCCUCCUGGUUCCGGCGAUCCCUUUCAAGCACCAGCCAACAGACCGAAAACCCAAAUCCUACGCAACAAAAACAACAACAACAACAGCAACAAGAAGAGCUGCUCCUCGGAGUCACCGAGCAACUGAUUGAUUUCCUCAAGUCCCUCACUGUCGACACCUUCAAGAAUUUCCCUCUACAGGAUGAUGAAGGAGCUGCUUGUGGUGAUGGUAACCUUACAACUUCGGGCAAUGUCCGAAGGGAUCUCUCCGAAUGGCAGGAGCGGCAUGCUCUUCUAGUGAUCUCGAAAGUCAAGGAAAUUUCCCAACUUAGAUACAUGCUAUGCCCUCGUCACUUGAAGGAGCGACAGUUUUGGAGAAUAUAUUUUAAGCUUGUCAAGAAUUAUGUGGCUGAAUAUGAGCUGCGUGCAGUUCAAGUAGCAAAACUAAAAAGUAUGGCAAUGGAGAAUGAGAGAUCUUCAGAUAACAGCACAUAUGAAGUUGAAAUGGCAGAGGCAAAGCAUGCCGAGAGUUUAGCACCCUCCAUAGAAUGACAAUAUGCAUUUGCUCUUCAGGAGCAUUGUGAAUGCAGACGUGGGUAUUUGUUUUACUUAUAAAGGAAUGCCUCGUGCAUUUCUUACGCGGAUUGUAUGAUGAUCUGCUCAAGGCAACUUUGUUUUAGUAUUUCGCACUUAGUUUGUUGGCCAAAAAAAAAAAAAUUCUCCCAUUAGAUGAUUUGACUGUAACCAGAGUAUGAAGUGAAGAUUUCAAAUUCCAAAGCUUUUUUGGAUGGAAUCUUGAAGAUGGCUUUUGUAAUAGAUACAACUUUUGUUCAUAAGGGUUCUCUCAUCAGAUUCCUUUCAUCUUUUUAGUUA